AUGCAUCCCCAUUACACCUCUCUUGCUUAUCCACCUCAAGUUAACAAUAAAGCAUUGCAGUUGAGCGAUGCAGAACGUAGAAUUUUGAACUAUGAUCCUAAAUUUGUCCCACAAAAUCCAAAACAAACUUUACAAAGAUUAAAAAAUGAAAUCGACAUAAUGAAAGAAAAAGUAGCAGUCGCAUGGCGACGAGAAACAAAAACAGUAGGUCGUAAUCCAGAAAUAGUAAAUCGCUUUACCGAACGUAUUGAAGAAGAAAUUCGAACAACAGUAUCAAAAGAAAAGAUAGUAGAUCCGAAAAUGCUCAAGAUCUUAGGAAAUUUGAAGAAAGCUNAAUAA
This is a messenger RNA of Rotaria sp. Silwood2, 339 nucleotides long. The record is from the annotation of a GenBank genome assembly. NCBI's taxonomy places the organism in Eukaryota, Metazoa, Rotifera, Eurotatoria, Philodinida, Philodinidae.